CCGUAGGAUGACCAGCCGCAGUCGCAGCAGUUUCAGCAUCCCUUCUAUAUCUUCGGUCGUUCCCCUGCUCGGCAACAACAACAGCAGUAUCAGCAACCACAGCAAGUACAGCAACAGCAACAGCAACAACAACAACAACAACAACAACAUCAACAACAGCAACAGCAACAGCAACAACAGCAACAGCCAGGCAUCGUUUUCCAGCCUCCAAAUUUACUUAAUAAUACACAGAUCAAGACAACCUACGACCCGCUCUGAAAUGACCAGCGACUUGCCAACCCUCACAGACGAUCUCCUCCCCCGCAUUUUCCGCGCCCUCGCGUCGCACGGCGACUAUUUCAGCCAUGGCCUCGUGUGCCGGCGAUGGUACUGCCUCGCUCGCUCCGCUCAGAGCCGUGUACGCGUUAAAAGCAACAGCGGUAUUCCGUCUCGUCUCAUUCACCACGCGCUUUCGCGAUUCCCGUCGCUCUCCGAGUUAGACCUGCCGGGUGGAAGCGUCUAUCCUGCCGACGACCGUCUGAUUCACAGCCUUGCCACGUCAGCGCUGAGUCAGCGUCUGUGUCGCCUGCAUUUGGUAUUCAAAGGGCGGAGCUGUACCAAUCUAGAAUCGCCUCACUCGGCGACUCCUGCAUCAGCUCGCAGCACCGAAGCCGCGUUUCACCGCCUUUUCUCCAGCUGUACGCGAUUGACGCAUCUCAAUUUACAGUCUAAAAGCUCCUCCGUGACGCUUCCCCCAUCCAUCGCAACGCUGACCAGCCUUACGCACCUUCACCUCGAUUUCGCCUUCUCCUCUCUCCCUUCCAGCGUCUUCGCCUCUCUCACGCUGCUCCAAACCCUCGAGCUUCGCUCCCGUAAUCUGCAGUCCCUACCAGACACUCUCGGGCAGCUGAAGAAACUCUGCGAGUUGACCGUGCAGUGCACUGCCUUGGAGGCUCUUCCGGAAUCAAUUGGAGAACUUUCUUUUCUGACCCGGGUAGAGCUGCUCGAGUGCUGUCGCCUGCAAGAACUGCCCGAAUCCCUCUGCACCCUCCCAAACCUCUCCCAUCUGAAUAUACAAAAUUGUGAUUCGCUCAUCUACCUGCCCGAGGAUUUCGGGCAGCUGCAAUCCCUCCGCUGCCUCAAGCUCUCUUGCUACUCCGCGGAUUUCAGCCUUCCAGAAUCCUUUUUCCUCCUCUCUAACCUCCAAAACCUCGAAAUUUCCUUCUCCUGGUGCCAAUGGCCAUCCUCGUGCCUCAUCUCCUUCCCUCGCCUCGCGUCUCUCACUCGCCUCUCCCUCCAUGGCAUGUUCGUCCGCUCCCUCCCUCCCGCCCUCCUCCAACCCCCCUCCCUCCGCAUCCUCACCCUCUCCUCCCUCCACCUCCUCACCGCCUUCCCUCACUCUCCCGGGCAGCUUGAAAACCUUCGCGAGCUGACCGUCAGCGACUGCGAGAAACUGGAAACCCUUCCUUCCUCGCUCUUCUCCUCCUCCCCCAACCUCGCCUCCCUCACCCUUUCAGCCUUACCCAAAUUGGCAUCACUGCCAGAGUUUCUAGGCGCUCAGUCAAACCUGCACCAGAUACACCUGGAUCAUUGCUCCAGUCUCUCACACCUGCCCGCCUCUCUCUCCUCGCUCUCCUCUCUCCGCCGUCUCUCCAUCCGCCACUGCCCCUCCCUCGCUGCCCUGCCCCACGGGAUCGCCGUCCUCCCCUCGCUCCAGUCGCUCGAUUUAGUCACACUCCCGGGCGUCACUUCCCUGGAGCCUGUGUUUCUUGGUCGCGGAGUACCAGCGCCACCAGCGCCUGCUGGCAGGCCGUCAGGGGGAAGGGGAUGGGGAAGAGGCUGUGAAGGCCAGCAGCAGCAGCAGCAGCAGCAGCAGCAGCAGUGUUGUCAUUCGUUGGCUCGUGGCAUGACGGAUGAUAGUCUAAACGGAAUCCAGCAUAUUCCAUCCCUGGAGUCUCUUAGGAUCAUCUCCUUACCAUCAAUUUCUUCCCUUCCUGAACCCUUCGGGCAGCUACCAAAACUACGCAAGCUCGUUCUACAGGCCUGUGGCAACCUGUUCAAGCUCCCCCAUUCAAUUUCAGGUCUGGGCAGUCUCCACUACCUCCACAUCAGCAACCUUGGAAAACUUUCCACCCUGCCCGAGGACAUCGGGCAGCUGCCCGCUCUUGAAACCCUUCUUCUGGAAGAUCUCCCUGCACUCGCCCACCUGCCCGCCUCCCUCUCUCUCCCUCCCCUCACCUCCACCUUGCAAUUCCUCCACCUCCCCCUCCUUCUGACGCCCUCGCGGGCUGAAGCGGACACAGCAAGCUGCUUUGACGUGGUUAGAGGUGUGGUGCCAGGCCUUGAAAGUCUCGUGCUUCACGGCAGUUACAGGCGCACGGUUACCAGUCCAACGGGCACGAGCAGCAGCACCAAGGUUACCGGCGAGGGAGGAGCGAGCAGCCUGGUUUUGAGCGGUGCACACGACCCUUCAGACGACCCUUCAGGCGGUGCUGCUGGCGGUGAUGUUGGAGUGGACUGGCCGCUGCUGAGUGGUCAGCACGCACCAAGCAUUGUUGCUGCCGUAUCAAGUGUUGCGCAGGGGUGGGCACAGCAAGUGGAGCAGCUGACGCUCCAAGUGGGGCACCUCUCUCACCAUGCACUCCUCGCCCUCGCCUCCUCCCUCCCUCGCUCCAUCUCCCAUGCGGCUCCCGGUGAUGUGGCUAAUCUUACUAGCAGGGAGGGCGCAUGUGCUGCAAGAGUCAGGAAAGCAAGUGUUUGUGUAGCAAUUGACGGUGGUUCACGGCCAGGUGCCGCCGUUGCAGCUGACGCCAACAGCCACCACAAAGCUGCCCUCAUUCCGCAUAUUCCUGAUGACCUGUUUCUCUCGCCACUCGCCCCAAGCACCCUGCGUUCCCUGCACCUGCACUCGUGCCACCACCUGCUGCAUCUGCCCUCCUCCCUUCCCUCCCUCCCCCACCUCCGCCUCCUCUCGCUCUCCAACUUGCCCCACCUCACCUCCCUCCCCCCCUCACUCCACCUCCUCGUGUCCCUCACUCGUCUCCAGCUCACGGACUGCACUGCGCUCACCCACCUGCCCGCCUCUCUUUUUCGCCUGCUUGAAUUGGAACGGCUCGUUCUGAUUCGCUGCUACAGCCUUGUCUCCCUGCCCACCGUCCCCACCAGCACCGAGUCCUGCCCUCAUGCUAAAGCUACUGAUGCUUUGUUAAGCGCGAGUUGUAGCAAUGUCAACCCUUCAAGCCCCAUCGUCUUUAAGUUACGUGUUUUGCACAUCGGGGAUUGCUACAUGAUGACCGAGCUCCCGCCAAGUGUAACAAUGUUACAGGGGCUGGAGAGAGUAACGGUGGAUGGGUGCUUCAGGAUCCAACGGCUGCCUGAGGGGAUGGAGCAGUUGCCUUGCUUGAGGAGUCUGGUGUGGAAUGGAAGCAAUGUGCUGUGGCGGGGAUAAGGUAGCAGAGGGUCCUAUGUGUUUGAGAACGGCCCAGCAUAAAGUGAGAACCCUGGCUAGAGCAUACACGUUAGUCACAGGCAUCAUCGGCAGUGUUUGUCCCAGGGGGUUUGAGGUUGCAUGAGUCUGAAUGUUGGAGUGUGACAAUGGCUUUGUUGCGAGCAGCUGCCAGAGUUCACAUCAGGACCUCAGAUUGCAGGCUUUUUUACCCUGAUUCAGGGUAAAAUCAGGGUUUCUUUGGGGGGGUGUGUCAAACAUAUGUGUGUAUGUUUAGUAGACUACAUAGGGUCAUGCCAUAGAGAGUACAACCCACUAGCUAUAUACCCCUGUAUACUCC
Molecule: messenger RNA, 3764 nt
Organism: Closterium sp. NIES-67
Lineage: Eukaryota; Viridiplantae; Streptophyta; Zygnematophyceae; Desmidiales; Closteriaceae
Source: the annotation of a GenBank genome assembly